CGCACCUAGUCUUCCAGUAGCGAACGGCGGGAGGCGCGUUGAACGCAUGCGUUUUGGAGCAGCCUAGAAAAAGGGGUUGCUGGCGGGCCGCGUCGAAGACAUGGAGCAGGGCUACGGAGGCUAUGGGGCGUGGAGCGCUGGACCUGCCAACACCCAGGGAGCGUAUGGAACUGGUGUGGCCAGCUGGCAAGGUUAUGAAAACUACAACUAUUACGGGGCCCAGAACACCAACGUCAACACAGGCGCCACCUACAGCUACGGCCCUGCCUCGUGGGAGGCCACCAAGGCCAGCGAUGGCGGCCUGGCAGCUGGCGGCCCCCCUAUGCACAUGGCCUCCUACGGCCCAGAGCCGUGCGCUGACAAUUCCGACUCCCUCAUCGCCAAGAUCAACCAGCGCCUGGACCUGAUGUCCAAGGAAGGAGGCAGGGGCGGGAGCGGCGGCGGUGGGGAGGGCAUGCAGGACCGGGAGAGCUCCUUCCGCUUCCAGCACUUCGAGUCUUACGACUCCAGGCCCUGCCUGCCCGAGCCCAACCCCUACCGCCCCAGCUACAGCUACGACUAUGACUUCCACCUGGGGUCUGACCGCAACGGCGGUUUCGGUGGGCAGUACAGCGACUGCCGGGACCCCGUCCGCGAGCGCAGCCCCCUCGAUGGCUUCGGCCGGGGCCGGGGCCAAAGCCGCUUCCAGGACCGCUUCCAGGACCGCUUCCAGGACCGGAGCAACCCCAGCAACUUCAUGCGCAGCGACCCCUUCAUGCCUCCCGCGGCCUCUUCCGAACCCUUGUCCACACCAUGGAAUGACCUGAACUAUGUGGGUGGGCGAGGCCUGGGAGGCCCCUCGCCCAGCAGGCCACCGCCGCCCCCCCUCUUCUCCCAGUCCAUGGCCCCCUCCGACUAUGGCGCCAUGGGCAUGCAGGGGGCGGGGGGUUACGACAGCUCGAUGCCCUAUGGGUGUGGCCGCUCACAGACCCGGAUGCGAGAUCGGCCCCGGAGGAGAGGGUUUGAUCGCUUCGGACCGGACAGCAUGGGCAGGAAGCGGAAGCAGUUCCAGAUGUACGAAGAGCCGGAUGCCAAGCUGGCCCGCGCUGACAGCGAAGGAGACUACUCUGAGAAUGAUGACGGAGCUGCUGACUUCCGGUCAGGAGAUGAAGACUUCAGGGGCGAGGACGAGUUCGGUGACCCGGGGCGGCAGAGAGGAGAGAAGGAGGACGAGGAUGAAGAAGUGAAGAAGAGAAGGGAAAAGCAGAGGAGGAGAGACAGGAUGCGGGACCGAGCAGCCGACAGGAUUCAGUUUGCCUGUUCUGUGUGCAAGUUCCGCAGCUUCGAAGACGAAGAAAUCCAGAAGCAUCUGCAAAGCAAGUUUCACAAAGAGACGCUGCGGUUUAUCAGUACCAAACUGCCAGACAAGACGGUGGAGUUUCUGCAGGAGUACAUCGUAAACCGGAAUAAGAAAAUCGAGAAGCGGCGUCAGGAGCUGAUGGAAAAGGAAAGCGCGAAACCAAAACCAGAUCCUUUCAAGGGGAUUGGCCAGGAGCAUUUCUUCAAGAAGAUCGAGGCUGCGCACUGCCUGGCUUGUGACAUGCUGAUUCCCGCCCAGCACCAGCUCCUCCAGCGGCACCUGCACUCCGUCGACCACAAUCACAACCGUCGGUUGGCUGCUGAACAGUUCAAGAAGACAAGUCUCCAUGUGGCCAAGAGUGUCCUGAACAACCGCCACAUCGUGAAGAUGCUGGAGAAAUACCUCAAGGGUGAGGACCCUUUCACCAAUGAAACCGUGGAUCCCGAAAUGGAAGGAGAUGACAAUUUAGGAGCAGAGGAUAAAGAGGAGACCCCAGAGGAGGUGGCUGCGGAAGUCUUAGCGGAGGUGAUCACCGCAGCCGUGAAGGCUGUGGAUGGGGAAGGAGCUCCCGCUGCCGAGGGGAGUGGAGCGCCUGCAGAUGCCGAGGGCUCCGUGGACAAGGCGCAGGCCAGCAGCGACCCCCACACCGAGCAGCCGCAAGAAGAGCCGCCCUGUGCGACAGCAUCCGAGAAGGGGACCACCGAGGCCGGAAGUGAGCCUGCUGGAGCUGGAGGUGACACAGAGACACUGGCCGCAGAGGCUGUAGGCGCCCCCGAGGUGGCUGCUCCAGCCCCAGCCGCCCAGGUAGAACAAACUGAUGCUGAGUCCAAAGAUACCCUUCCCACAGAGUGACCGUCAUCUCCCUGUUUCAAGGGGCGCGCGGUAGCACACAUCACCCGGUGGUCCUGGGUCUGUAAGCAUUCUAGGGUGUGCGUUACCAGAACACACUGUAAAUGAAUUUCCGGAGGCCUGGCCAUUCCCUUCCACACCGUGCACCAGGCUCGGCCUGGGCCGUCGCCAGGCUCUGGCCCCGAAAGCUGCGUUCCCCCAGGCAGCCGGGACAUCUUUCUUUACACCGAGGUUGGAACAAUAAAAGUUGGGUAAUUCGAUUUGCUUGUUAACCACAGCCACUGGCUGAAUGCCUCCUCUUUGUCUUUCUCUAACAUUUUUUGGGGGGGUGGGAAGCUAGUCUUGGAUUUUAUCUUCCUUUAUAAAGGAUUUUUCUUUCUGUUUUUUGUUUUUUCUUUUUGUUUUUGAUUGCCAGA
Messenger RNA from Tupaia belangeri chinensis (Chinese tree shrew), 2604 nucleotides. It is a transcript of the gene AKAP8, whose product is annotated as A-kinase anchoring protein 8. Gene Ontology annotation, molecular function: protein kinase A regulatory subunit binding; DNA binding. The record is from RefSeq and is a predicted model, not a curated record. Gene Ontology annotation, cellular component: nuclear matrix; nucleus. The coding region runs from base 101 to 2191 and encodes 696 amino acids. Lineage: Eukaryota; Metazoa; Chordata; Mammalia; Scandentia; Tupaiidae. The transcript has 14 exons.